This is a messenger RNA of Cylindrotheca closterium, 531 nucleotides long. The record is from the annotation of a GenBank genome assembly. NCBI's taxonomy places the organism in Eukaryota, Bacillariophyta, Bacillariophyceae, Bacillariales, Bacillariaceae.
AUGAAAAAAAGAAAAGAAACGAUCGUAUCAACAAAAAAUUGUAUUGGGUCAACCAAAGCCAUUGUAUUGGGUCAACCAAAGCCACCUGGACAAAGCAUCACCUACAACCAUUAUACCAUCAAUACUGCCGUCCUAGCUCCAACCACAGAGUCUCCGGAAAUCAAGCAAGCAAUCCUACAACAGUCUGUGAACUCCAUCAAGCAGACAAAGACAACAAUGGAACACAGGGUGGAUUUCUUGAUGGAGCGCUACACAUCAGUAUGCCCAGACAUUUGCUCACGCUUCAACACCACCACCAGCAAAUUGUUUGAUGUGACUAGUGACGUUUAUGAGUUCACAAGCCUACACGUCAUCAACAACAUGGGACAAGCGAUUGCUACGGGAUUUCCGCCUCCAGUUUAUCACAAUGAAGAUGGAAUUGCCAAUGUACUUGUGAUGCGCAAGAUGAUUGCUGCGGGAUACCGCAUUACUAUGGAUACUGAUGCUGACAAUGCAUUUAUUGUGCAUUGUGAUGGAAACAGAAAGAUGUGA